UAAACCUAACAACUUUUUUGUUGAAGUUUGAUGCAUAAUGCACAGUUCAUUGUUUUUGGGGUCAUUUUACGAGCGGUGACAGCCAAACUAGUCUGGGGAAUAAUUUUAUCAAUAUAGUUAAUUACAAAUCACAAUUAAUGUACAAGAUGAAAAUAACUAUAUGAAUAAAAUGAGCCCACCAUUUAAAAACAUAUUUAAACUAAAACAACUAUGAGAAACCUUUCUCUAUAUAAACUUAGCCUUCAUCCAUAGUUCUUUCACAAAAAUAAGAGAUAGUAGUUAUAAAAGAUAAACAAAAGAAACUUCUUGUUGCCAAAGUAGCCGGUAAACACUAUCUAUGGUUCGACCAGGUCUUGACCAGCCGAAUCAGGCACAUCCUCAGGGUUACGGAAACAACAAGGCAGAUGUUCAGCCAAACAUACCAACGGGUAUACCGGUCAAUAACCAAACACAAAACCUUUGGAGUUCUGAUCUAUUCGAUUGCAUGAACGACAUCGAAAACGCUGUGAUAACAUGUAUAGUUCCGUGCGUCACGUUUGGACAGAUCGCUGAAAUUGUUGACGAAGGCGCGACAACUUGUGCGAUUGGUGGGUUGUUGUAUGGAGCGAUAUUUAUAACUGCGUUCCCUUACAAAUACUCAUCCCUGUUCCGGGCCAAGAUAAGAAACAAAUACGGGUUACCGGAGGCUCCAGCUCCAGAUUGGCUUACUCACUUAUUCUGUGAGCAUUGUGCUCUUUGUCAAGAGUAUCGUGAGCUCAAACACCGUGGUUUUGACCCCAAAAUUGGGUGGGCUAUGAAUGUGCAAGCACAUCAGCAAGAGAUGAUGGCUCCUCCAAUAGGUCAACGAAUGAUGGGUUGA
Brassica napus (rape) is the source of this 859-nucleotide messenger RNA. Its product is annotated as protein PLANT CADMIUM RESISTANCE 4. The record is from RefSeq and is a predicted model, not a curated record. The coding region runs from base 338 to 859 and encodes 173 amino acids. The transcript has 4 exons. Lineage: Eukaryota; Viridiplantae; Streptophyta; Magnoliopsida; Brassicales; Brassicaceae.